CUUCUAUCUCAUACCAAACGAAUCUCGGACCCUUUUAAUUUGCUCUUUUUCCUACUUCCAAUCAGAAAAUAUGAAACUGCUUAAAUUCAAUCACUCCAAAAUAAUACAAAUACAAUAAUACAUUGAUGACAAAACACCUUGUUUCUUGAGCUCGGAGCGUCAGUUGGCACUUCGCAGCAUACUUGCCACUACAGCACUGCCCUUUGUCCUAGAAAGAGAGAGAUCCCUUACCUUUACUUUAUCUUGUGGAUUUGGGUCGAAGAUAGAUGAUAAUUCCAUAAUCUGUCAUUUCCUAAUCAUAUAUUAUAAAUAAAAAAGAAAAAACAAUACUCAAGACUCAAAGAGAGAGAGCAAAGCCCAAAACGGACACUUUUUCCAACUCAUCUUCCACAAAUCUCUCCUUUCCUUUUUCCUUUGUAUUCACUGUUGCUAUUGCUAUUGUUUCUACAUUUACUUUCUUCAAGGUUUCCUUCUUUCUUUCUUUCUCACUUCCAACUCACCAUACCAAAUCUCCAAGGAAGAGAAAAAGAAACAAGAAGUCACCAAACCCACUCAUUUCCUUUGAAUAUCUCCUGAAUCUCCAACCCUUUCCUUUUCCUUUUUCUUCUUCCAUGAUUUCCAAGUUAUAAAGCUAACUCUUUUAGCCAUAGAUAAAGAAUUUAAAAAGCAAACCAUCUCCCCAAUCAAAAUCUCUCUACUUUUCGUCUCUUUCUUUCACCCGUCAGUCAUUGAGGAAAACCAAAACCCAAACCCAAAUCUUGACUUGCUUCUUUCACUAAAAUACCUGCAAAGAUGCAAUCUUUUGUUUCAGUCAUCAUCUUCUUUUACUUAUUUACACCUUCUCUCGCGGGUUUACUAGCGGAACCGGUAUCUGGGUCAAACCAGCCACUGAAACCAGGAGACUACUCCUCUCCUAAUACAGUGCCGGCCUUUCCUGUUCAAACAGAGUCGCAGGUUUGCCGGUUAGAUCUCUCGGCUGAGCUAUUCGGGGGCGUCAACGAUGCAUGCGGCAGAGAGCUUGACAGGAGCCGUUGCUGCCCAGUGCUAGCCGCAUGGCUGUUUGCUGCUCACGCUCGCUACGCUCUCCAGGUUUCAGCCUCUGCUCCUGCAUCUGCUGAAGAAGACCUUCCAAUGAUGCCUGAUGACUCCCAAAAAUGUGUGAAUUCUCUGCAAAGUGCGUUGUUGAGCAGGAAUGUGAAGAUUCCACAGCCAAAUGCGAGCUGUGAUGCUAUAUUGUGUUUUUGUGGGAUAAGGCUUCACCAGAUUACUUCUUUGAGUUGUCCUGCCGCUUUCAAUGUCAGCUCUGGUUUCCAUAAUGCUACCCCUACUGCUGCUGUGAAGAAUUUAGAGAAGAAUUGUAAGAAUUCCUCGUAUUCUGGUUGUACUAAGUGUCUUGGCGCCCUCCAAAAGCUAAAGGGCAGCAACAAGACCGUAACAGGGGGAGGAAGAGAUGACAGAGCAAACAAGAUGUUCAAUAGGGACUGCCAACUGAUGGGUCUCACAUGGCUGCUCGCUCGCAACAAGACAGCUUAUAUACCAACAGUUUCUGCUGUUUUGAGAGCUAUCAUGUACAGUGCCCACCCGCCCCACGAAUCGAAGUGCAGCCCUGACCAAGAAAACAUGCCUUUGGCUGUUGAUUCUUUACACUUUGGGAACGCUCAGUCAUAUUCUACUUCGCUUUCUCGGUCCCUUUUCGGGUUUCCGGUUUUACCCAUAAUCAUUCUGGUUUUGUUAUAUGGAUACUAUUAAGACCAAACAUCUCUCUUUUACAUUGGGCAGUGAUGAUGGCCUAUACCUUUUGCCAUUGUAAUUUUUUUGGUACUGCCACUAGGACAGGGGUGUGAUAUGGGUCACGUGAAGCUAGUAGACAAAAAGGGGAGGGUUGUUUUUGUCUUUUUGCCCACUGUAAAUUUUCAGCUCAUCAUCAGAAUAUUUAUUUUUUGACUUGGUUCGAUGAUGCAAA
This is a messenger RNA of Ricinus communis (castor bean), 1963 nucleotides long. RefSeq lists its product as uncharacterized. The transcript is spliced from 2 exons. Lineage: Eukaryota; Viridiplantae; Streptophyta; Magnoliopsida; Malpighiales; Euphorbiaceae. The coding region runs from base 793 to 1749 and encodes 318 amino acids. The record is from RefSeq and is a predicted model, not a curated record.